GGUGCAUUUGCUAAAGCCUAUUAUUGCGCUUGAAGGAAUCUGUGGGGACAAACCAAAUGAAGAGAAUGGAUACGUCUGCUAUAAUUCGUUUAGUGACUUGAUUUCCGCUCUGAAUUUUUAGAAAAAAAAAUUAGUUUUCCCCUUUGCCUGGCUUUUUUCUUACCUUCCCUUAAAAAUAUUGAAAAUGGCUGAUAACACCAACACUGCUGCCACUGAUAAGAAGAAGCCUGCUGAAACUGUCCUUGACGUUUCUGACAGCAAUGUUCAAUCCAAAUAUAAGGAUGCUGGCAAGAUCGCUGACGAUGUUCUUGAUAAAGUUAUUAAGCUUUGCGUUCCUGGUGCCAAAAUUCUUGAUGUAUGUAUUGAAGGUGAUAAGCUUAUUACAGCUGCUACUGGUGCCAUUUAUAAUAAGAAGAAGAUGUCCAAGGGUAUCGGUUUCCCCACAUCUAUUUCUGUCAACAACUGUGUUGCCCACUUCUCACCUCUUCCCUCAGAUCCCGAAGCCUUUGCUACUUUGAAAGAAGGUGAUGUUGCUAAGAUUCAAUUGGGUGCUCAAUUUGAUGGUUACUGUUCGACUGUUGCUACUACUAUCGUUGUUGGUGCUAAGGAGCCCGUCACUGGCCCUAAGGCUGAUGUUAUCAAGGCUGCUGAGACUGCUUUAGAAGCCGCUAUCCGUAUGAUCCGUCCUGGAAACAAGAACAUGGAUAUUACUAAAACUGUCGAUCAAAUUGCCGAAGAUUUCGGUGUUAAGGCAGUUGAAGGUAUGCUCUCUCACAACCAACUCAAGGAUAAGACUGAUGGUGAAAAGCAAAUUAUCCUCAACCCUACCGAAGCUCAACUCCGUGACUUCAAGCGUUGUGAAUUUGCUGAAAAUGAAGUCUAUGCCAUCGACAUCCUCAUUUCUACUGGUGAAGGUAAGGUGCGCCCCUUGAAGACCCGUACCACCAUCUACAAGAAGACCGGUGUUCGUUAUCAACUCAAGAUGGCCGCUUCUCGUGCCGUCUUCUCUGAAAUUCAAACCAAGGCCGGUGCUUUCCCUUUCACUUUGCGUUCUCUUGAGGAUGAACGUAAGGCUCGUAUGGGUAUUGUCGAAGCUGCCAAACAUCAAACUGUCUUGCCUUAUGAUGUCGUCUAUGAACGUGAUGAUGCUGUUGUUGCUCAAUACUUGGCUACUAUCAUGGUCACAAAGAACGGUAAUACUUUGUUGACAAACCCUCGUUUCGAUGCUGUUCAAGUUCAAACUGACAAGAAGGUCAAGGAUGAAGAAAUCAACAAGCUUCUUGCUAGUUCUUAUGCCCCUCCCAAGAAGGAAAAGAAAUAAAUUACGAGCCUCGCAUCAAUUUAAACAUUCAUUAACAAGUUGUUUAAGCAAGCAAUUGGAAGAGAUAUCUCACUCUUAUAUCUUUCAGCUUUUUUCCAACCUUUGUAUUCUUAAUACUAUUUUGUCAAUUUAGUUUCGGUUUCCUUUUUACAUAUGGUAGAAUGAAAGAAAAUAAAAUAAUCGUUGAAAAAGGAUGUU
Messenger RNA from Mycotypha africana, 1519 nucleotides. Its product is annotated as peptidase M24, structural domain-containing protein. The record is from RefSeq and is a predicted model, not a curated record. The transcript has 5 exons. Bases 185 to 1321 code for a protein of 378 amino acids. Lineage: Eukaryota; Fungi; Mucoromycota; Mucoromycetes; Mucorales; Mycotyphaceae.